Molecule: messenger RNA, 477 nt
Organism: Knipowitschia caucasica
Lineage: Eukaryota; Metazoa; Chordata; Actinopteri; Gobiiformes; Gobiidae
Source: the annotation of a GenBank genome assembly
AUGGUCCCCCAAAACACUUUCUCCACUUUUCACCAACCUGUCAUCAUGAGCCCCAAAGGACUGCUCCUGAUCACACAAAUCCUCUUCGGGUUGCUGGUGUGGCUCCUGGUUGGAGGAACAGACAUCCUCCAUGUUCCAGCUCUCUGCUGGGUGAUGUUCGUCGCUGUCUCUUGUUGGAUUCUUUCCCUCAGUUUCUUCAUCAUCUUUCUGAGUGAAAUCCCAAUCAGAGCCCCGCACAUUCCCUGGACAGUUCUGUCCCUCUGUGUGAACGCUGCUGCUGCGUGCCUGUACCUGAUGGCAGCGGUGGUAAACACUGCUACUGUGAAUGAGGCCACAAGAGGGCGCCACAACUACAAAUGCUGGACUGCUUCAUCUUGUUUUGCAUUUCUCACCGCUCUGUCUUACGUCGGCAGCAGCUGCUUGAGCUUCAGAGAAUGGAGACACAUCAGAGCUCCUUCCGCAGUGAGCAGUGUGUAG